Molecule: messenger RNA, 11743 nt
Organism: Gorilla gorilla gorilla (western lowland gorilla)
Lineage: Eukaryota; Metazoa; Chordata; Mammalia; Primates; Hominidae
Gene: AJAP1
Product: adherens junctions associated protein 1
Exons: 6
Coding region: 828-2060 (410 amino acids)
Cellular component (GO): cytoplasmic side of plasma membrane; adherens junction; cell-cell contact zone
Molecular function (GO): beta-catenin binding
Source: RefSeq, a predicted model, not a curated record
GCGGAGAGGCAGACGCGAGGAGGGAGGCGGCUGAGCAGCGCGGGCGGCUCUGCGGCGGGCGCGGUGGGCGCGGGCGGCGGGGCCCCGGGAUCCCCGCGCGCCUCCUCCGCGCGGCGCCGCCGCCGCGCGUCCCCACGCCCCGCGCUCCACGGCGCCCUCGCCCCGCGCGCCUCUCGUGCCCGCCUCCUGCCAGUCUCCGGGCCGCGGCCGUCUGCAGAGCGAGCGCUCAGACGGAGCCCCCGGGCAACUUGAGUGGCGCCGAUCGGCGGCGGAGCCUCUGGCAGAGCCCCCCGACCCGGCAGCGCGGAGGGGACCCGCGUCAGUCCGCGUCGCGUCGCCCCAAACCCUAAGCAGCGCCGCCCCAUCGGCGCGGAGCUCCGGCUGGAGGCAAGAGCCGCGCGCCGGGAGACACGCACCGAGAGCGGCAGCGCCGCCGGCCUCCCUCCUCGCCGCCCCGGAGGGCGAAGCCGCGGCUCCCCAGCCCUUUGCUGCGCCGCGACAGCGCCGGAACACGCCCCGCCUCUCUGCCGCCUUCGCUGUGCCGCCGGCGGAGGGGGCCGCGAGCCCCGCGCCCCGGCCGGAGGAUGUGCGCCCCCGCGGGCCGCCCAGCCUGAGCCAUGCGCCCCAACGGCGGCGGCGCGCUGGCCGGCAUGGAGCCCCGCGCGGCCGCUCUCUGACUCGCUGUGCGCCCCGCGGCCGGCGGGCGGCGGGAGGCGGCGGACCGAGAGCCGGAGACCGGCGCCGCGGGACGGAAGCGAGCGGGCGCGGGCGCCGCGCAGAUGGCCCGGGCGAGCCAGGUCUGAGGCCCCGCUCCCCGAAACGUGACCAUGUGGAUUCAACAGCUUUUAGGACUCAGCUCCAUGUCCAUCCGCUGGCCGGGCCGCCCCCUCGGAAGCCAUGCCUGGAUACUGAUAGCCAUGUUUCAGCUCGCCGUGGACCUGCCCGCCUGCGAGGCCCUGGGCCCGGGGCCGGAGUUCUGGCUUCUGCCGCGGUCGCCGCCCCGGCCGCCCCGGCUGUGGAGUUUUAGGAGUGGACAGCCGGCGCGGGUCCCGGCCCCGGUGUGGAGCCCCCGGCCGCCCCGAGUGGAGCGGAUCCACGGGCAGAUGCAGAUGCCCCGAGCCAGGCGGGCCCACAGGCCCCGGGACCAGGCGGCCGCCCUCGUGCCCAAGGCUGGACUGGCCAAGCCCCCAGCUGCUGCCAAAUCCAGCCCUUCCCUCGCCUCUUCGUCCUCGUCCUCGUCCUCCGCGGUGGCCGGUGGGGCCCCGGAGCAGCAGGCCCUCCUGAGGAGGGGCAAGAGGCACCUGCAGGGGGACGGUCUCAGCAGCUUCGACUCCAGAGGCAGCCGGCCCACCACAGAGACUGAGUUCAUCGCCUGGGGGCCCACGGGGGACGAGGAGGCCCUGGAGUCCAACACAUUUCCGGGCGUUUACGGCCCCACCACGGUCUCCAUCCUACAAACACGGAAGACAACUGUGGCCGCCACCACCACCACCACCACGGCCACCCCCAUGACGCUGCAGACUAAGGGGUUCACCGAGUCCCUGGAUCCCCGGAGAAGGAUCCCAGGUGGGGUUAGCACAACGGAGCCUUCCACCAGUCCCAGCAACAACGGGGAAGUCACCCAGCCCCCAAGGAUUCUGGGGGAGGCCUCAGGUCUGGCUGUCCAUCAGAUCAUCACCAUCACCGUCUCCCUCAUCAUGGUCAUAGCUGCUCUCAUCACAACUCUUGUCUUAAAAAAUUGCUGUGCCCAAAGCGGGAACACUCGUCGGAACAGCCACCAGCGGAAGACCAACCAGCAGGAGGAGAGCUGCCAGAACCUCACGGACUUCACCUCGGCCCGGGUGCCCAGCAGCCUGGACAUAUUCACGGCCUAUAACGAGACCCUGCAGUGUUCUCACGAGUGCGUCAGGGCAUCUGUGCCCGUGUACACCGACGAGACACUGCACUCGACGACGGGGGAGUACAAAUCCACAUUUAAUGGAAACCGACCCUCCUCUUCUGAUCGGCAUCUUAUUCCUGUGGCCUUCGUGUCUGAGAAAUGGUUUGAAAUCUCCUGCUGACUGGCCGAAGUCUUUUUUACCUCCUGGGGGCAGGGCAGACGCUGUGUGUCUGUUUCACGGAUUCCGUUGGUGAACCUGUAAAAACAAAACAAACAAAACAAAACAAAAAAGACAAAACCUAAAACUGAGCUAUCUAAGGGGGAGGGUCCCCGCACCUACCACUUCUGUUUGCCGGUGGGAAACUCACAGAGCAGGACGCUCUAGGCCAAAUCUAUUUUUGUAAAAAUGCUCAUGCCUAUGGGUGACUGCCUUCUCCCAGAGUUUUCUUUGGAGAACAGAAAGAAGAAAGAAAGGAACCAGAGGCAGAGAGACGAGGAUACCCAGCGAAAGGGACGGGAGGAAGCAUCCGAAACCUAGGAUUCGUCCUACGAUUCUGAACCUGUGCCAAUAAUACCAUUAUGUGCCAUGUACUGACCCGAAAGGCUCGGCUGCAGAGCCGGGGCCCAGCGAAUCACGCAGAGAAAUCUUACAGAAAACAGGGGUGGGAAUCUCUUCCGAUAGAGUCGCUAUUUCUGGUUAAUAUACAUAUAUAAAUAUAUAAAUACAAACGCACACACACACUUUUUUUGUACUGUAGCAAUUUUUGAAGAUCUUAAAUGUUCCUUUUUAAAAAAAAGAAUUGUGUUAUAGGUUACAAAAUCUGAUUUAUUUCACAUGCUUAGUAUGAGCAGAAUAAACCAGUGUUUUCUACUUUGGCAACUCACGUCACACACAUAUUACACACGUGUGCAUACACACACACAAUACACAUACAUGCAUAUAGACGCAUCUAUUGGAAAUGCAGUUCCACAGGUGAGCAUGUUCUUUCUGGAGACCUGGUAUUCCAUCACCAUUCACCCCAGGGGACAGCCUCGACCCAGACAAGGAGGCCCUUAAAUGACAGCCUGCAUUUGCUAGACGGUUGGUGAGUGGCAUCAAAUGUGUGACUUACUAUCUUGGGCCAGAACUAAGAAUGCCAAGGUUUUAUAUAUGUGUGUGUGUGUGUGUGUGUGUGUAUAUAUAUAUAUGUUUGCGUGUAUAUAUAUAUAUAUAUGUUUGUGUAUAUAUAUACACAUAUGCAUACAUAUGUUUUUUUUUUCAUUUAAGUAUUGGAAGAUGCUACCUAACAGCCACGUUCACAUUUACGUAGCUGGUUGCUUACAGAUGGGCCUGAGCCCCUGGUUGGGUGGGUGGUGGAUUCUUGGACGUGUGUGUCAUACAAGCAUAGACUGGAUUAAAGAAGUUUUCCAGUUCCAAAAAUUAAAGGAAUAUAUCCUUAUGAUGUGUGUGUGUAAUGUCAGGGCAGAACUUAGACAUACAUGAAGGGCCCCAGUUGGUUUGAAAACGAAAAAUGGUCAUUCUGUGUGCAAACCACAAGGCUGCCCCACUCGGGCAGUGCCCUGACCUGGCCUGUGCUGUAUUGCCUUCCCUUGCGCAGGUGGGCAGGUGUCGCCCGCUUUUUCUAGGGCCCAAGGGUGACUUGGAAUCUUGGGGGAAGUCUCGGCAAAGAUGCCGUUCUCCUGUCAGCUUCCAUUGGCUGAUGGAUGUUUCUGUUUUGUCACCGAGAAUCCUACUGUAGAACUACGCAGUGGAAACGGGCCCCAGACCUGAGCCUCAGUACAGAGAAUCCCAACCACACACACUUUAUUAAAAAUACUGCCAUGCCGCCAGGCCUCCCUCACAAGCCUCACCUGAAACGGGCUCACUGGUGUCCCAGACUUGCUGUCAACAGCGGGUGCUGUAGGGAUCUAGGGAUGCAUCUCAUGGCCCACGCUGUGCCUCCUUAAAGGAUGUUUCCUGUCUAUGGGAGAUGCCUAACAUGGUGUGGGUCCCUGUCUCCAAAGACUAUAUUUCUCACGCGUGGCCCACGUGCAACUUUAAUUUCAGCAGUAGAGUGCAUGAGCCAAUUCAGUGAAAUGUCACAGGCCAGGCAAAAAGGUUAAAGAUCAGACAGACAGCUGACCUUACUGCCCUCACUGGCCAGGCUGAUGACCUGAUUCUUCCCUCGGGCUCAGUCUCCCUCUAAAACACCUUGUGAUAUGCUUCAAAAGUUCACUUUUGUAUCUCCUGAAACAUGUGAACCUAGAGUAAGGCCUCCGGAGGUGAAAGGAUUGUUUUUGUGACGCAGCAGUGUUGAGAUCUGUAUCCAUGGUAUUGCUCACAAAUUAGGAAAAGUUGUUCUUUAGUUUUUGUUCUGUCAUUUUCCCCCCAAGCUUUGGCACAUCCUGAGACAAUGCAAACAUCUGCCACUGGCAUUUGCCCGUCUCCAGGUUCCUGGCACUCACCUGCACGGCGCUCCAGCCUGCAGCUCUCUCUGCGCGCCAUCCGGCCUCGUCCAUCCCAUUCUCCUUCAAUCACUCCCUCCCGCUGAGGUGGGCCUCCUGACUCCAGGUGAGCACAGCGUGGUGCGAGUGCAUGGUGAGGGCUGGCGGCGUCCAACAGGCAGUGGGGCGGCUGCUCUGGUCUCUGACGUUCUGAGCUCCAGAGUGAGCCCAACUGAGGAGGAGGUGACGGCCGGGGGGCCCUGUUGGUUCACUGAUCAUGAGAACCUAGGAUUCCCGAGGGACUCCUGGUAUCUGCUCUGUCAACUCCCAGCUGCUCAGCCCCCUUCUCUGACCAUGGGCGGCACCCUGGAUGCCCUGAACUCUUUCCUGGGUCCAUAAGACAUCGAGCCUUGGAAGGAAGCGUAAUGCAACAACCCUCUUGUCCCCGGUAAGAGCCACAGAUUCAAGGCAGGGCUGUGAGACCCACACAGGCACAACCACCAGACAAGCAAAUGCAUGCCCAUUCCACACCCAAAAGUCUGGUUCUGUACCAACAUGACAUCCGUCAAGGUAAAUCCACACAAAGGCUGCUAUUUCUGGAUGAUUGAGGCAGUGUCUGUAGACGUGUUACUUUACUUUUUUGAAUGGUUACCUGCUCUCCCAGACCCCUCAGCUGGGAUCGUCGUCUAGGUAAGAGGAGAUAAUGAGUGAAAGUGACUGGGCCUCGGAAAUGCAGCCCCACCCACGGUGAAGUCUGCACCAGAGCACAGACUUGUCCUACUUCGGGCCGUAUGUAUAGGUAAUGCCCAUGUACUUUGUGUGUCGGUGGCUGCUGAUUUGGCCUGAUCAGUCCUUCUGCAGCCUUGGGGCAGUGUUUCAAGCUAGUUGGUGUCCUCUCUCCUCUGCUUGACCCCUGGAAUUCAGAGUCUAAUAGUAGACACCUCCCAUCCCCCACCCAAGGCCUGGUCCUUUCCUUUGCUUGAGCUUUUAUUCCUCAAGAAAAGAACUCCAAGGAAGGGUGAUGUGGUUUGUUAGGGUUCCCCAGUUUUCGUCCACUUCCAUCUUAUUCCUCGGAGAUCCCGCAAUCGCAAACCCCCUGGCAGCCUCCUGGCACCUGCCUUUGCUUUUAAAGCUUUAGAAACAGCUGGGAAUGCACUCCUUGUACAGUCCAGUCCGUUCUCAGACAAAGUCGCUGCUAGUCUUCACACGCUUGAUGUCACUUUGUCUGAUUGGAAUAUGCGUGUCAUUGCUCUUGUUUCCGAGUUCGGUGUGAGAAAGGCAGGGUUCUCCAGGCAUGGUCGGGGAGCUUCCCCACCGUUUCCCACUGGGCUCAGAUUCCAGCCAUGACCGAGACAAAUCCAAGCCUUCUCAACGCAAUGUGGAAGCGUGGUGACACCCUGGGGUGUGUGGAGGUGGCUGCUAGUGUUCCUAUUUACUGCCCUCCUUGCACACAGAAGGGAGAGGCCACUUAGGGGACCUUGUCUUCUCCGUAGUAUUUCUAGUCCUUGCCAAUCUUGAAUUUGAGUGGACUUCUUAUAUUACACUCAGCUCCCAGAAAUUCACUCCAGUCCUUCCUGGAGCAUUGUGAAAUUAGAAACCUGAACUCAUCAGCAAACCCUACCCACUCUUUGAAUCGGGACACCAGGAAACCCGUUACUACUAAUGUGAUCUUACCAUCUUAAUCCUUUCUUUCAAAAGUACAUGACUCUUUCACAGCCAUAUUUUAGCAUCAGGAAAAGCCAUGCUUAGAGGGAUUGGUCUUCAAAAUUUUGUGUGUGAUGCCUAAUGUGUAGGCCAUAUUAAAAGGUGAACGCACCAAAGGAUCGACCCUGUCACCUUGGAUGGUCAUGCCUAAUGUGUAGGCCAUAUUAAAAGGUGAACGCACCAAAGGAUCGACCCUGUCACCUUGGAUGGUCAUGCCUAAUGUGUAGGCCAUAUUAAAAGGUGAACGCACCAAAGGAUCAACCCUGUCACCUUGGAUGGUCUCUAUUUUGACCCUGUUGCCCAUGGAGAGGUAUUUUACCCUUUCGCUUCUUUGCUCAGGUGGUCCAGGGUUGUCUGUAGCCCAGGAAGCGGACUGACCCUGUAUCUUGAAAGAUAAGACCAGGAACCGGGAGUGAGGCUGGGACUCUCACUCAGCCUUUUCACGGUCAGGCUUGGUCUUCUCAUACUUAUUUCAAGAUGGCACCAGGACACACCUUCUUUUGUGCACCUACCAUCACCCUCUUUCAUCAAGGUGAUCUCUUUCAUCAGGGCAUAUAUGAGACUUGGUGCUCCACUGGACUGUCUUCUCCCCUACCCCUGCCCCCUUCCACAAAGCCAUUUCUCAAGUCACAGUGGGAAAAGAUACCAAGACACCUGAUUUCUUGAACCAUUCUUGCUUCAGCAUGUGAAUUCUUUAAGACACUACUCACAUAUGCCAUUGGAGAGAAACAACCCGUUCUGCAUCACCAUAAUGAACUGAUCAGUCAUUCAUCCUCUUAUUCAACAAAUACUUGUUCCACUUCUACCACACUGGCCAUACAGUCGGAGGCAAGAUGGGCACAGUUAUGGCCUUGUGGGCUUUAUAUUCUACAGUGGGAGGAGGUGGAUGGUUAAUGUGAAAGCAAACCAAAAUAAUUUCCAGAGAGAGAAGAGGCAGGAAGAGAGCAGAGCAGAGUGAUGGGGCCGGGGGCAGAGAAGGAGAGAGGGGAAGAGGGAGAGAGUGGGGGGCAUUGAAGGGGAAGAAAGAGAGGCAGGGGUUGUCUACAUCUCCUCUUCCUGCGACCCAUCACCUACUGGAAAAUUACCACUUGCUGCUUGAGGGUUGGUCUGGUGUUGGAUGGAGGAAGAAGGCCUUAGUCUUAGCUCUUGGAUAAAAUACAGUGCAGCGCUGAAGAUAAGACAUCGCAGUUGUUACGACGCCUGGUUCUCCACCAAAUUCCUCUGUCAUUCCAGCAAGAGUGGAAGCAGAGGGGCAGGGGCAGGAUGAGGGCUGCUGCCCUGGUGAUGAGCUUGCCCCACCCCUGGGCACUGGCUCUGCCCAGCCCCUCACAUGUUGGUCCCAUCUGUCAGGUUGCCAGGCCAAGCAGGUCUCAGGUCAGCCAGGUCUUAAGGAGGAUAAGGGGGUUCAACGUCAGCGACUUGGCCCACAGGGCACGGGCACCUUGGGGGUGCCAUUCCUCUUGGUGCCAGAAGGCAGCUGCCUCUCCAGAAGCUCCCCCAGCACUGAGCUCACUUAGUGGCAUCCUUCUUAAACAGCAUCUGCUUUUAAGUAAGCAGCUAUUCCAAAACAUGCCGUGAUUCAUGUAAUUUUUGAGUGGUUACUUUGGUGCAGUUUGUCAAUUUGCUCUGCCAUACUGUUUUUUGAUUAUUUGUUUGUUUUCCAGUGUAAAUAGCACAGCCCACAUAAAUGAGCGAAACUCAUCAUCUGAGGAUCUUUGAUUAUUCUUCCCCACUUAUUGUACAUUGAUGUGCCGCCUGCUAGGAAGAUAAACUCCCUCUUUGCUCACUCAGAGCCAAGAUCUCUGUGUUAGUUACACUCAGCCUUAUCUGAGCAUUCCAGGGAGGUCUUAAAUGAAUGUUUGGGGUUUUGAAACGUGCUACCAGCCCUUCCUUCCAAAGACCAUGAAGCAUGGCUCUGUGUGGUUUUGUGUGUCUAGGUUUAGAGCUUGUAUUUGGAUGUAAGGAGUGACUAAAAACAGGUCUAGGCAGAGAACUGCUAUCUUUUAAACCACCCCAGCCCUCAGUCAAACAGAAAGAAUGAGCUUCUUCUGAUGUCAAAUCAUUCUAGAAAGGUCUUAGCUAGUGAGCACAAAGUAGCCAAUCCCGGGAGUUUAUAUAGGCCUCCAUGUGACCAAGCCAUCCCUAGCUAGGAAACUUAACUCUUUGCACAACCUCCCUUUAUGCCGAAGGGCCCAUGGGAACAUGGGAACAUUUGCACUUUGUCAGAGGAGUGGCCCCACCCUACUCUCUGCCUGAAACACAAAGCAGCUCCCCUCAGAACAGCCAGCCCGGUGCAGAAGCACUUGAACAUCCCAUUUUCCAUCUUAUUUCACUUUGGUUGCAGGGAGUUAAAUACAUAGGCCACAGCAGACUAAGGGAGCGGUGUGCACAAUGGCCCCCAGAAUAUCCAGUGACCCAAGUGAUGUUAGUCUUAGGGUCCCUAAGGCAGUAGGGCGUGGGGAGGAAAGUUCUCUCCAUCGAUUCCCAAACACACCAGCCACAAGUCCACACUCCACACCUGUAAACGCACAGCCCAUGCCCCAUUGUAAAGGUGACUGAAGAGAACGGUCAACUCAAUGGUGAUGGGCCUGUUUUGGAGCUAAAAGCAUAAAAUGAAUCCUCCCUGUAGCUCCAUUGCCUUUUCCUCGUGAAGCAUUCCCUGCUAAAUGUUCUAAGAGUUACUGUACAUAGAAUCAAGAGAGCAGUUUUGAAUGAGCCGUAAAUCUGAGUCAUAUAUAAGAGGCAUAAUAUAAAUUGGGCCAAGCUUGCCUAUCUAGGACACACAGGUUUAUAGAGAUUAAGCACUAGUGAGUAGCGGGGGAAGGGAACAGUGACUGUAUAAAUGGCCAUAUAAAUGACCUACUUGUCUUCUCAUGUAGGCUGGAAUCAGAACCUACGUAUGCCGUAGAUAACAGUCAAUUAAAUGGGUUAAUGUUCUAAGCCAAGAGAGUUCUUAAGACAUGCGCUUGGGACUGGAUUAACUCUUGUCAAUAUCUUGGAUUCCAUAGUAAAACAUCUGUUAAGUAACAUGCGGCAGGAAAGGAUGCAGGGAGCAUUGGACUGUAGGAAAUUCUCCUUUAUACAAGUUAAUUAGUUUUGUCUCUGGUGGCUCUCUCUUAAAACAGAAUCCCCUGGAGACCCGGGUUUUCAUUUUGUAAUUCAACACCCAAAUAUUUGCAACACUAAAUAACAACUCCCUAAAGACUUCAGUCUUGCAUGGGCUUAAGCAACUCACACUGGUUAGCUUUUGUCAGAUUUCGUCGUUUCCACAGCAAAAUUUCUUAGUGUUGAUGUUGAUAGCUUCUGGGUUGGCAAACUGGCAGUUCACUCUAGUCUUACUGGGUUGGGCAGGUCCUUGCCCCCAGAAAAUUGGGGAUAGCUUUGGCCAUGGGAGGAGCAAGAACACUAUGCAGUCGUAAGCUCUGUUUUUUGUUUUGUUUUGUUUUGUUUUCGGCACCAUUAUGUACCAUGAAGACUUACGGCCACUGCUAAUACAGCAUAGGGGACACUGAGGAGCCCUAGUAUCAUUGUUUGAAAUCAUUUUACAGGGAACUGCAGGGGUGAACACCAUUGUACCAAUCCCCGGGCCAGUGUCUCAUUUCCUAACAGAAUCAUCCCAUUCUUGUUCACUCUUCAGUCAUCCCAAGCCAAAAGGGAAAAUUCGAAACCCACUGUGACACCCCAACCCUAAUUUCCAACCUUUGGAGGACUCACCUGGGGCAGAAGAGAGAAAGGGCUUUGCUGAAGUCUCAGGCUGCUGAGAGCCAUGUAUGGGCAUAGGAGCAAGCUGAUGGCAUGGCUCUUGACAAGGUUUUCUAUAGGGCAGCAGCUGCUGCUCCCAGGGGAACCCUCUCCUGUUGCCUCCGCAGUCUAUUCUGGGGUGGAAACACCAUUCUCUAUUAUUUCUCUCACAUACAUGUGGAUUUCUAAUAUCAAGUUAUGUGACUGCCUACCACUUAAGGCCUACAAAACAACAUGGGAGUUUCUUGAGUAUGCAGCAAGUCAACAUGAAUGGGACCCUAGAAAAUGUGAGGAGCAGGAUUCUCUAAGGUGCUCUUAGAUACGGUGUCACUUCCACAUACAAGCACAAUUCUCCCAGUUAAGGGGCUGGAAGACAAGCGGGGCAACUGGUUUUGAAAGCCCGCUGGCGUGCCAGAGGGGGUGUUUGCCCACACCCUCCUUGAAUUUAACUGCCACAAUCUAUCCGCAGGUGUGUUUUGUUCUAUUUCUUGUUUUUCACUAGUGUUUGCGUUGCUUCCUCUGAAGCCAGAGGGUGAAAGGCCCUAGCAAAGUUAGUUAUCAGUCAACUGAUGAUAACUGUGAUCCUUAAAGAUGAAUUCUCAGCCUGAGGUGACACACAGAGGUUCAGCAGACGUCUCAGGAUCUGUCACAUGUCAUGUUGCUUGGUGUGAAGAUGGAAGAACAAAGUCCACAUCAGUUUCUGCUCCUUCAAACAGUGUGUCGAUAUGAAACAUUGAGAUUUGGCAGAAACAUGUGCCUAGUUUGCAGCACCAAAUACUGGUCUUCUCAGAAGUGUUUCUGUUUUUUUGUUUUUGUUUUUGUUUUUGUUUUUUUGUUUAAUUUCCUCUUCUGGCAUCCCCAUUUGGAUCAUUUCCUCUCUUUCUUUCCUGGAGAAACAGGAUGGCAGGUGCUGGAGCCCAGAGAGGGGUCACCCUCCAGCUAAAAUGAUUUAAAUGGAAAGGAGAAUGACAGCAAAGCCUCACGUGAACUUUAAUGACCUUAUCAAUGACCUUUACUAACUUACCUUUGGUACCCGGAUUGUUGAGAGGUGAGUGGGACUAAAAGCCAGGAUCAAGAUCAGGUUGCUCCACACAUUUGCAGAGCAGGAGCCCCAGGAAUGUGAGUUAGAGCCAGAAAGUAUUGAACUGGACAUGGAAUGAAGCUCGAGGCCAUGCAUUGAUAACAUUUUUAGAGUCUUUUACAUUAUUUUUUCAAAAGGAACACAUGUUUACUACAAACCAUUUAGAAAAGACCAAUAACCAAACAGAAGGGAAAUGUCUGAAGCCUUCCAGUUGUUUAAUUCUGUAGAAACUGUUCACGAAAGGCUGAAUGAGUGGGGACAAGUCACAGAGAUCUCGCCAUGGUCAGCACCAGGGACAAGUCUGGCUCCAAUGUAUGUUUUAUGAAGUCUGAUUAGCUUCCAGAUGCAUCUUUGCCAGCUGAACUUGUCAUGCACUAAACUUCCCAUUGAUCAUUAGAGUGUCUACGAUUAAGUGGAAAAGGUGGUCAACCAUUUGGAUGUUUGACUUUCGCAACAUCAAGCAUUGGCCAUUGGGCAUAUCUGGGCAUUGGUAUGGAAUAAACAGGAUACUCAGUGAAACAUCCAAAUUAUUGACUGGAUUUUUCCCAUGGGGCAUCUGUCUAAGAAUCACAGAUCUGAGAAAUAGAAGGACCAGGUCCAUGUUGAUGAUCCUAGUGUGUUCAAAUAACUCUUGAAUUCACCAGGUCUCAUUGCAUUUAUUUAAAGAUGGAGCCCAUUGUCCCCUCCUCCUCCUCAGCUCACCCAUGGAACUAGAAAUUCACAAACCUGAAGCUGAACCACAGGACAAGAAAUUAAACAGCAACGGCCACAUGGCCUCUUUUUUCACAGGUUUUGCACUGAAUGUUUUAGAACUUUAUUCCCCCACCCCCUUACCCAUGUAUACCAAAACUGGUUUUAUUUUCAUUUUCCUAAAUUAUUUUCUGAUACAAUAAACUGUUAACUGUUUAUUUAUA